Molecule: messenger RNA, 1234 nt
Organism: Daphnia magna
Lineage: Eukaryota; Metazoa; Arthropoda; Branchiopoda; Diplostraca; Daphniidae
Exons: 5
Coding region: 589-1038 (149 amino acids)
Source: RefSeq, a predicted model, not a curated record
GUCAGUUCGCAAAGCUGUUUCCUGCAUUUGACAUUCUGUUUACAGGAAGUUAGCUUCCAUUCAAUUAUAUUAACCUUUAUUUCAUUAUGAUUGAUCUAGGGACCUUUUUCUCAAGAAAUUGCCAGCAUUGGUUAUCUCUGGGUUUUUAUUUAUCGGAAACUAUCAAGGCUGGAAUGAGAAAAGGUUUCUUUGUUUAACAACCUCAUACACACCCAGUUUCAGUUAUAUAUUCUUAGUUUAGUUAUUAAUUUUCCUUCGCUCUUAAGCCUAUGUCAGAAUGGAGAUUGGUUGAUUUAAAUUUCAAUUUAAACUUUUAAAAUUAGAUAUCAUUUAAUUCUUAUAUUUUCACUAUUUUUGUUUGAAAACAGUCUGAAUUUCGCAAAUUCAAUUUAUUUGUAUAAACAAUAACAUUUCAAAUUUCGGAUACUGUUUAGUAUUGAAAUGCAGACGCACCUUUCUUUUCUUGUUUGCAUUUUGCUGUUCGGCUGUUCCCGCUGUCAACUUGAAUAUAAUACCUUUUUUUUAUUUUAGAUUCUGAUUGGACUUUAAUUAUUCAAAAGUAACUAUUGAUUUCGUUUAAUUGGAAAUAUGGGACAUAAGAAAUUGUGUUUAAGCAUCGAAGAACAAAAGGCUCGAGUUAAGAAGUACAAUGAUAGUCGAAGAAAAGGAAUGAAAUCUUUCGGACUAUUUUCUAGAGGUUCAAAUAACUCAGGAGACGGUUCUAAACAGAAAAAUUCUGAAAUUGCUGUGACUAAAAGUAUGAAGCGAAAAAGAGAUGAAAGUUGUUCUCGGUGCCCAGAGAUCCACGAUCAACCAGCUGAUUCAUUUGAUGUUGAACCAGAUUUCAACCAAACUGUACCCCAAUUCCUGCAAAGUGCUCUUGAAAGUUCUGCUGUUUUAGAACAAAAACUUGGACUGUCUAGUGAAAUGAUGAAAUUAGCCAAUGUCCAGCUGGACAAAAUGAAGAAGGACAAAAGAGCAAAUAUGGAUGAAAAUGAAGAUGAUGUGUCAGAAAGUAAUGCAGAUCCAAAUGUGUGAAGUAAUGAAAAACCCAUGCACUUAUGCUUGGGUGCUUUUUCAUGGGGGUGCAAAAGUGCUCUUUAUGUGGAAGAAGUGUUAGCUAUACAAGUUUCACAAGCUUGACAAUAUUCUAAAAUAUCUUUUCUCAUUGUAGGCCAAUAAUAAUGAUUUUUGACCUUCAAAUACGUUUUAUAAAAAGCUAAAUGUCCACCCA